Molecule: messenger RNA, 2169 nt
Organism: Cladophialophora yegresii CBS 114405
Lineage: Eukaryota; Fungi; Ascomycota; Eurotiomycetes; Chaetothyriales; Herpotrichiellaceae
Product: dynamin GTPase
Exons: 3
Coding region: 1-2169 (722 amino acids)
Cellular component (GO): membrane; microtubule; cytoplasm
Molecular function (GO): GTPase activity; GTP binding; microtubule binding
Source: RefSeq, a predicted model, not a curated record
AUGACCACCAAAGAAGUCCGACUACCAGACGAGGGAGGCCCCCUACGGGGCCUCAACUCCGCCCGCUCGACUUUGCGACUGGAGCAGAUUGCCAGGCUUCGUGCACGCGGCAUCGGAGAUCACAUCGGGUUACCGCAGUUAGUGGUUUGUGGGGAUCAGUCCGCUGGAAAAAGCUCUGUGCUGGAAGGCGUGACAAGCAUCCCCUUUCCGAGGCAAGACGGUUUAUGCACCAGGUUCCCUACUGAGAUUCUACUUGAGCACUCGUCUGGGGAUGAAACCAUCAAUGCGUCCAUUAUACCAUCGCCAAAUCGAACAGAUGACGAGAGACGAAGACUUGCCAGCUUCCACCGCCGCCUCCCAUCCUUCGAAGAUCUGCCCAUGGUGAUCGAGGAAGUCAGUCGGCUGAUGGGAAUCAGAGGAGCGCAUAGCAAAGUCGGACCAGCAUUUGGGUCCGACGUGCUUCGCAUUGAGGUCCGAGGACCCGUCGGCUUGCAUCUCAGUAUUGUCGAUCUUCCAGGCUUGAUCUCCGUCCCGAAUGAGGAGCAGACCGAUGAUGACGUGCAGACCGUCCACAGACUUGUGGAUGACUACAUAUCCGACCCUCGGACCAUUAUCCUAGCAGUGGUGCAGGCUGGAAAUGAUAUCGCCAAUCAAAGUAUUAUCAAGAAAUCCAGUCAGUUUGACAAGGACGGAGAAAGGACUGUGGGCAUCAUCACAAAACCAGAUCUGAUCAACCAAGGAUCGGAGAGGCGUAUUGCGCUGUUGGCACUGAAUAAAGACAGCACGAAGCUCAAGCUAGGAUUUUUCUUGGUGAAAAACCCGGCCCCAAAUGAGCUGACGAAAGGUAUCACACCUGAGCAGAGGCAAAAGGCCGAGAUCCAGUACUUUCACUCCCCUCCAUGGAAAGAGCAGUCACUCGAUCCUGAACGACUCGGUAUUGUUGCAUUACGAAAAUAUCUUCAGCAGCUUCUGGAUCGCCACAUCGAGAAAGAAUUACCCAAAGUGCGAAACGAUGUGCGCAAAUUACUGGACAAAACCGAAUCUAAUCUCGCAACUAUGGGCGAGGAGCGCGACAGUCCUUCCAAGAUGCGAAUGUUACUGACCCGAUUAGCUAUGGCAUUCCACCAGCUGGUUACGUCGACAUUGAAUGGGACUUAUGACGAUAUCGACGUGACCUUCUUCGCCCCAGACAACGAACGCAUGUCCCGCCGUCUACGGGCUACUGUUCAGAACCUGAACACGGAGUUUGCGGAUGCGAUGAGGGAGCGUGGGGCGAAACGGCGAAUCACCACCGCUUCAGAGGAUUCGCCACAUGACUCUGAAUCAAACGAGAGUCACAAUGGUCAGAUGCUGGUGACUGAGACGGAGAUGAAAAGCUGGAUUCGCCAGGUGUACCAAAUCAGUCGUGGCAAAGAACUUCCUGGGACGUACAAUUACGUUCUUCUUGCAGAGUUGUUUCACGAGCAAUCUUCCCAAUGGAUAAAUAUCGCCCAAGACCAUCUGCACAACAUUGGGAAUAUCGUCCGCGAUUUUGUGGAGGCCGUGAUCUACCACACCAGCCCUGAUACCAACGUCUCGGGCGAGAUCAUGGAAUUGGUCAGAACAAAUCUACAGGAAAAUAUGAACGGCGCCACAAAAGAGCUCCGCAAAUUGUGGCAGGAUGAACAGCAUCACCCAGUCACGUACAAUCAUUAUUUCACCGACAACAUCCAGAAAGCUCGGGAACAGGGUACUAGGGACGUUGUCAAACGAGCCGUGGUCGAGACCAGAGAUCAAGAUUGGCAUGGAAGGAUGCACAUCAGCAACGUCCAGAUGGACUUGGAUCGGUUCUUAGCUGCUUUGCAGGACCGGGUUCAGGUAAAUAUGACCGAGCAGGCAUGUGCUGAGGCCCUGUCAGGACUUCAAGCUUACUACAAGGUGGCCAUGAAAACGUUCGUCGACAACGUUUGUAGGCAAGUCGUGGAGCGCCACAUCACUCGCCCCUUACCAUCCAUUUUUUCUGCCGAGAAAGUAGCCGCACUUUCGGAUGAAGAAUUGGUCAGGAUUGCUGGUGAGACGUCUGAGAGGGUAGCGAAGAGAAAGCAACUGCAAGAACUGCGGCAAAACUUGGAGUCAAGUCUUGGAGAUCUACGCCGCAAUACUACGACCCCACAAGCUUGGUCGCGAUAG